Molecule: messenger RNA, 1330 nt
Organism: Sitophilus oryzae (rice weevil)
Lineage: Eukaryota; Metazoa; Arthropoda; Insecta; Coleoptera; Curculionidae
Product: R3H domain-containing protein 4-like
Exons: 4
Coding region: 130-903 (257 amino acids)
Molecular function (GO): nucleic acid binding
Source: RefSeq, a predicted model, not a curated record
UAUAUUGUCAAAUUCAAGGUCAUAAAUGGUAGACAACCUUUUUUUUUAGUUUUUCUUGUAUAUAAAUCUUUCCAGUUCUAAGAUAUUAUUUAAAAGUUUUAUUGUAAAAAAAUUAACAGUGUUUUAAGUAUGACAGUCAUAAAGGGACAAAAAACCUACUUUAUUAAACCUGGCUCCACACAAGGUUCAGAUACUGAAUCGUUGCAUUUGAGUAGUGCUCCAGCAAGUGAUACUGAAUCACUAAACAACGAAAAUAUCGAAAGACCUGUAAGGACACAUCCAUUUAAAUAUUUACUUACAGAGGAACCAACUCUCUAUAAAAAGUCAUUUGGAAGAAGAAAACUGAGACGCUAUCAGAACAGAUGUGUUUUGCAAACUUUACAGGAAGAAGAUGACAGUGCUUCAGUUAUUGUGUUUGAAUCAAAUAAAAGUCCACUUACGAGGCUUUUAGAAGACGAUAUUGCUAUUGAGUUUUGGAAUAAAUUUAUUGAGAAAUCAGAAGAAGAACAAGAGAAUAUUUUGAAUUCACUGUCAGUGAAAACAGAAUUGAAAUCUAAAAUUUCUGAUAAUGGAAACAAUAAUGAAAUAAGAGGUUGGAUUUCAUCUAAAACAAAAAGAACAUUCAAAUUAAAGAAGAACCUUUCCCUUGAAGCUAUUAAAAAUUAUGAGGAUGAUAUGCUCAAAUUCUUUUUAAAUUCCCCAUUUGAUGUAUAUGUAAAAGUUCCAUUAACAAGUUUUGAUAGGUUGUUACUGAGAGCAAUAGCAAGAUAUCAUGGUUUGCAGACCAAAACUGUUAAUUCUACAAAUGCAGAGGAAAAACCAUCAGUUGAAAUAUUUAACAUCAAAGAAGACUGGGUGAGAGCAAAUUGCUUCUUAACUGAGUUUAUUCAACAAUUGAGAUAAAAUUGUUUUUUUUUAUAAAUGUAUAUUUACUCUUUCUUGAAUAUUUUUAAUUGUAUUUGUUAGUUGUAUACAUACCUAUAUAUGUAUAAAAUACUGGGUGUAAUUUUUAUUUAGGUACAUAAUUUUAUGUAUUGUAGGAGAACUGAAAAUAUAUAUUAGCUUGUAUUUAUGCUAUCAACUUGCUACAGUUGUAGUAAGUAAAAGCAUCGAUGUUAAAUUAUUUGAAGAUUUUAUUUAAAUUUUUGUUUAUAAAUGCUUUUUGAUGUUGCUUUUAAUGAAAUAAACUGCUGAAAAUGUCCUGUAAAGGUCUCAGGUGUAUUUGAUAAACAAUACUAAACAAUAAAUUAUAAGCGUGUAAUUUAUUAAUUAUUAUUGAUAUAAUCUGUAUUUAUAAAAUGCCCUUUAAAAAUAAAAUCAACUAAAAAGA